Molecule: messenger RNA, 1090 nt
Organism: Xyrichtys novacula (pearly razorfish)
Lineage: Eukaryota; Metazoa; Chordata; Actinopteri; Labriformes; Labridae
Source: the annotation of a GenBank genome assembly
AUGGGCACUGAGAACGUGGUGGUCAGAGACCUUCAGCAGCAUUUACGGAGAAAUGACGUGGAUGACAGAGCAGUGGAGGGAAGCUACAUCACAGGAGCAAGUACCGCGAACCAGAGAAUUGAGAGCUGGUGGGGAGUGAUGCGAAAAGAAGGAAUCGAACCCUGGAUCACGCUUCUGGCAGAACUGAAGGAUGAGGGAUUCUUUGCUGGGGAUUUCAUUGACAAAGCUCUGUCACAGUUCUGUUUCAUGCCAAUCAUUCAGGUAAAUAGCCUAUUAACUCUACAUUAACUUCAUGUAAUCUUAGAGAUUUAAGCCACUGUGAGUUUCUUUAUUUAAUGUGUGUGAUGUAUUGAUUCUUUUAGGCUUUUUUAUGCACUUUUGAAGGCCGUUUUCUUUUUUCCCUUUUCUUUUCUUCCUCUUCCCUUGUCUCGCUACGAGAUGCGGUCGUCGCCAUGUUUGUGUAUAUCUGAUACUAUGGCAACGAGACUCGGCUCCUAUUGGUCCACGUGACAAAAAUCGCUUCACCCCUCUGCAUAUUCGAUUGCGCGUGUGCAAGUAUCACUGCGCCGAAAGGAAAUAGUUCGGCAACAAAACACUGAUUACUAAAAAUCUACAGGAUGUAUGAGUAGAUAUUUUUUUAGUACUUACUAUCAAUAGAGCUAUUUUAUGAAUCACAGUUUAUGUUGCCCCACUGAAGUGGAACGAGCUUCACUCUCUAGGCACUUUUUCCUCUGUCCCAAUACAGCCUAUUUAGGCUGUUGUGAAAAUAAGACACAUCACAAUGUAAUUUAAUCUACUUUUAUUUGCUUAACACAAACUUUUGUUUUUCUUACUAACUGCAAAUGCAGAGAAGAAAGAGGACUAUGUUUCAUUUAUUAUAGGCCCUAAUCACUGUUUAAAAAUGCACUGCAUGCCAGCUGUGAAUGAAUUGUACUUGUUUCUUCAACAGGAGGUAUUAAAUGGCAUCCGGGGUGUUUGGAAUGCUCACCGUAUAAGGCCAUCCAGGAACACCAACGUGCCCAGUGGGACACCUGAUGUCAUGUACAUGGCCCUCACCUUUGGGGUGCAGAAGACUGCCUUUUUCCACUGA